Molecule: messenger RNA, 348 nt
Organism: Ogataea philodendri
Lineage: Eukaryota; Fungi; Ascomycota; Pichiomycetes; Pichiales; Pichiaceae
Exons: 1
Coding region: 1-348 (115 amino acids)
Source: RefSeq, a predicted model, not a curated record
AUGCCAAACACCUUGUCGGACCCGUCUCCAUACGGCAUCUGGGGCUGCGCAUUGUUGAGCACGGCGAAUUCUAAAGCGGGAUCGAUCGGUUCCUCGGGUGUUUGGAUGGUUUCAAAAUGGAUGGACUCGCCUUUGAACGAAUCGGCGUCUGGCGGCGGCGUUGGCGCGGCCGCCGAGUCCUUCUUCGACUUCUCUGGUUUCCACCUCUUGAACAUUGUUCGAAAAGAUAUUUCUGUGGAGCGAGGUGUUUUCAAAAAUAGAUUGUGGAUUUGGGGAUGCGGCAACCGGGGAACAAAGAAGACUCGCGAUAUUUGCCAGGGUCUCCGUCUGGGCAGAAACCGCGCCUGA